Molecule: messenger RNA, 300 nt
Organism: Clunio marinus
Lineage: Eukaryota; Metazoa; Arthropoda; Insecta; Diptera; Chironomidae
Source: the annotation of a GenBank genome assembly
AUGCAUGAAAGGAUAAUGCAAGAGAAUCAUUGCGAUGACUUCAUGCAAAGGAAGUUGAAGAAACGACGACGACAACAUCAAGUUAGUCAAGGGUGCGAUAUAGAAAUGAAUAUUUUCAAUCCUGUAAUUACUGACGAAAUGCUUCCAUCAUUAAUGAUGCUUCAACACAUUUCAAACUUUUAUUGCACGCUUCCGCUCUUAGCACUAGAAAUGUCUGUUAUUGCUACUGCUGGUAUCAUGCAUCAUUUCAUCUCCCUUUCAUCGGCACUUUGGGUUCAAUAUCAUCACACACGGCUUUAA